AGUGCUCCCCAAGCAACAAAGGCGCUAUUUUUGUUUGUGGGUACUGAUCGAGAGAAAUGGCUGAUGCCCAUCCAAACCAUCCUCCGACGAUGCAUACCUCCUCCGACUACCCCCACGAACUCUCCUCCUUCCUCCACCGCCACCCACUCGCUCACAUGAUCCGCAACCCCCAUGUUCCCUCUCGAACACAUCGGGUAUGCGACGUGUGCUGCGAAUCCAUCCACGCCAAUUUCUACCACUGCAAGGACUGCCACUUCCACGUCCACCCACUUUGCACCCACCUCCCCAGCAGCCUCCGCCACGUUAUUGACCCCAACCAUAAGCUCUUCCUCCACAAGCUCUCCUCUGCCCGCUGCUCUGUUUGUAAAGCUGAUUGUUCUUCUCUCUGGGUCUACGGCUGCAGCGCUUGUAAGGUCAACAUCCAUCUCAAAUGCCUUCGAAAGCCCUUCGGUUCGCGGGAGAACACCCACCGGCCAUCUGGGUCACGUGGGAUGCACCACCAUGCACCGCCGCCGUGGGCGACGUGGCCACCUCCUAACCACGGUGGUUUUCCCGGUUGGGGAUACCCGAAUUACCAAAUUGGGUAUCCUGGACCUGUUCAAUUUGCACACAACAAUAAUCAUCCGCCGAGCUUGGGAUCGAUGUUUGGGAGUACGAUGUUUUCUCUGGUUGAGAAUUUGGCGAUUGGUGCUUUCUCUGAUUUUAUUUUCGGUUCCGUUGGUUUUUAAUCCUUCAAUUUCUAAUGGUGUUCUGUUCAAUUGUUCCCUCUCUUUUCCCUUUUCA
Cucurbita moschata (crookneck pumpkin) is the source of this 783-nucleotide messenger RNA. RefSeq lists its product as uncharacterized. The transcript has a single exon. The coding region runs from base 57 to 728 and encodes 223 amino acids. The record is from RefSeq and is a predicted model, not a curated record. Lineage: Eukaryota; Viridiplantae; Streptophyta; Magnoliopsida; Cucurbitales; Cucurbitaceae.